Molecule: messenger RNA, 1075 nt
Organism: Adelges cooleyi (spruce gall adelgid)
Lineage: Eukaryota; Metazoa; Arthropoda; Insecta; Hemiptera; Adelgidae
Gene: Prosalpha3
Product: proteasome subunit alpha type-4
Exons: 7
Coding region: 133-954 (273 amino acids)
Biological process (GO): ubiquitin-dependent protein catabolic process
Cellular component (GO): cytosol; nucleus; proteasome core complex
Source: RefSeq, a predicted model, not a curated record
UCAAGUCUUGUCAUUGUUUAUCAAUAUAAUAUAAAAGUAGGUAUUCGAAAUUUUAUUUUCAUGUUGUGAACUUAUAUUUUGUUUAAAUUAAUUGUUUUGUUCUUAAAAUCGUCUUACUUAUUGUUAACAAAAAUGGCUAGAAGAUAUGAUACAAGAACUACUAUUUUCUCUCCAGAAGGUCGAUUAUAUCAGGUAGAAUAUGCCAUUGAAGCUAUAAGUCAUGCUGGUACUUGUUUGGGUAUACUUACUAACGAUGGAGUAUUGCUUGCCGCAGAAAAGCGAAAUGUGAACAAAUUACUUGAUGAGACUUGUGGGUCUGAGAAAAUUUACAAAUUAAACGAUGAUAUGGUAUGUAGUGUAGCUGGUAUUACUGCCGAUGCCAAUGUUUUGGUUGCUGAACUGCGCUCAAUUUCGGAGCGAUAUCGUAUGCAGUAUGGUGAUGCAAUUCCUUGUGAACAACUUGUCUCUUGGCUAUGUGAUGUUAAACAAGCCUACACACAGUAUGGAGGUAAACGACCAUUUGGUGUAUCAAUUCUGUACAUGGGUUGGGAUGCUCAUUAUGGUUUUCAACUUUAUCAAUCCGAUCCAAGUGGUAAUUACUGUGGAUGGAAGGCAACUUGUAUAGGCACAAACAGUGCUGCUGCUAUAGCAUCACUAAAAACUGAAUAUAAGGAAGGACAAAUGACUUUAGCGGAAGCAAAAAAAUUGGCUAUAAAAAUAUUGUCCAAGACACUAGAUGCUACCAAACUUACAGCCGAUAAAGUGGAAAUGGCAACUCUUAAACGGUUAAAUGAUCAAACUGUUACUAAUAUACUGGAGAAACAUGAAGUUGAAAAAUUGAUUUCUGAUUAUGAAAAAAUGGAAGCAGAACUCGCUGCUGCCAAGGCUGAAGCUAAGGCUAAAGAAAAGAAGGAAAAAGAUGCUAAAGAAAAAGAACAAUCGUCGUCAACAUAAAACAACAAUACAGUGUUUAUAAUAUGUAUAAUAUUAUUUAUUAAUAAGUAUGAAUUUUUGGUAUAUGGCCGUUUAAAAUCGUGUCUGAAUUAAUUACAAAAAAUGUUUUUUUCAUUUAUAA